This is a messenger RNA of Ooceraea biroi (clonal raider ant), 1125 nucleotides long. RefSeq names its product probable methylthioribulose-1-phosphate dehydratase. Gene Ontology annotation, cellular component: cytoplasm. Gene Ontology annotation, molecular function: methylthioribulose 1-phosphate dehydratase activity; metal ion binding. NCBI's taxonomy places the organism in Eukaryota, Metazoa, Arthropoda, Insecta, Hymenoptera, Formicidae. The record is from RefSeq and is a predicted model, not a curated record.
CAUAACUUCAGUUUAAAGAUCAAAUUAGCUUCAUUGAAGAAAAGAUGUAAUAUAUCGCUGCUAUUAUCGAUUUUUAUAAAAUUCAUAGAUUUUACAUGUAUUUCUCGAAGCGUACGUCCAAGCCAAUGAACGCGAGUUUAUUUCUUGUUAUCAACAGUGGUGUUAUCUAUCUACAAGGGCACAACGUUUCAUAAUUUCAUUUUAUUAAGCGACGUGUUUGAUAGUGCUUCGUAUGCCGUGCUUCCAUUACUUGGACGAGAAUGGCAGGCGCUUAUGAUGCUAGAUAUGAUAGGGAGCACCCGAGGAAUCUUAUUCCGGAGCUGUGCAGGCAGUUUUACCACCUUGGAUGGGUAACUGGUACAGGUGGUGGUAUAUCAAUAAAACAUGAAGACAAGAUCUACAUAGCACCUUCUGGGGUACAGAAGGAGCGCAUGAUGCCUGACGAUCUUUUCGUGCUGGACGCCUUUGGCAACGACCUGGAGCUACCCGCACCAGAAAGGAACCUGAAGAAGUCGCAGUGCCUUCCGCUGUUCAUGUGCGCCUAUAUCAACAGAAUGGCAGGUGCCGUGAUUCACACGCAUUCGAAAGCCGCCGUUAUGGCAACGUUACUGUGGCCUGAAAAGAAGGUCACGCUCACGCAUCUUGAAAUGAUUAAAGGUAUAUGGAAUAACGAGAAGAACAGAUCGUAUCGUUACGAUGAGGACCUAGUGAUACCGAUCAUAGAAAACACUCCCUUCGAGGAAGACCUGACGGAUUCCCUGCAGCAAGCUCUCCUGCAGUAUCCCGCGACUCAAGCGGUACUCGUACGCAGACACGGGAUCUACGUGUGGGGCAAAUCUUGGCAGCAGGCAAAGGCGAUGACGGAAUGUUACGAUUACCUACUCGAUAUUGGAGUUCAGAUGAAACAGUUCGGAAUAGAUCCGAUAUUAACUCCGAGAGAGUAUGAACUGGAGUAUCAGAAUAGCUCGAAGAUGAGCGAGAGCGAAUAAUUUUUACAAAAUUCAUAUUUCCUCGUGCCAUGCCAAAAUUGUACAUUUUUUAUUAUAUACCGUAGGAUAAAAAUAGGACAUAAAUAAAAUGUAUGGAACGUCCCAUAUACAAAAAUCCAAAUAAAUUGCGAGAUUG